UCCGGGAGAGACGGAGUCUUUCUGGAAGCUGGGAGGAACUCGGGAUUCGCAUGACUGGGCCCUAGGAGAGGAGGGGGAUUGGGAAUUUGUGCUCCUGGGUGUGAGGGGGGCGAUUGGUUGGGAGCCGAGAAGCCUGUGUCUGAAGAAGGGGGCUGGGGCCGAGACUCCUGGGUCUGAGGGCGGAGGCACCGGGAUCUGGACUUGUGGGUGCGAUCGCGGAGAGGUCGAGUCCCGGGCUCCCCGGGUUUGUGUCGGAGAGCAUCCUUGUGACCUUACCAGAAUUAAGAGUCGUGAGCAAGACCCUCGGAAUUUAUUGGAGGUCCACAGAGGCACACACUCCCCGAUCCCCAUGCACUAGUGGACGAUGGCAGCUGACCCAGGACCCCGAGAGAGCCUCGGAGGCUAAGGGAAGAGAGCCUCCUGUCCCAUCCCGCAAUGUGGCAUCCGCUGAUUCUGCUGCUGCUCCGGUCCGCCCUGGCGCCCCUCUCCUCUGCGGCCCCAAUCCGCGAAACUGACUCCCAGGAGAUAUCCUCGGGUUUUCUAGGCCUCCAGAGCCUACUCCAAGGCUUCAGUCGACUUUUCCAGAAAGAUGACCUGCUACGGGGUCUGGACAGCUUCUUCUCUGCACCCAUGGACUUCCGGGGCCUUCCCAGGAACUUCCACCAAGAAGAGAACCAGGAACGUCACCUAGGGAAUAACACCCUCUCUAGUCACCUCCAGAUCGAUAAGGUAACUGACAAUAAGACAGGAGAGGUGCUCAUCUCCGAGAAGGUAGUGGCAUCCAUUGAACCCGAGGGGAGCCUGGARGGUGACUGGAAGGUACCCAAGAUGGAAGAGAAGGAAGCCCUGGUUCCCCUCCAGAAAUUCAUGGACAGCUUUCACCCAGAACCGCAUCCCCGAGUAUCCUUCUGGAUCAUGAAGCUGCCACGGAGGAGGUCCCACCAGGAUGCCCAGGAGGGUCACUGGCUCAGUGAGAAGCGGCAUCGCCUGCAGGCCAUCCGGGACGGCCUCCGAGAAGGAAGCCAUGAGGAAGUCCUGGAAGAUGGGACCCAGGGCUCCUCCCACUCUAAGCUGCCUGCCCGCAAAACCCACUUCCUGUACAUCCUCAGGCCCCCCCAGCAACUAUAAGAGUGGGGACCGGAAACCCAC
Molecule: messenger RNA, 1149 nt
Organism: Urocitellus parryii (Arctic ground squirrel)
Lineage: Eukaryota; Metazoa; Chordata; Mammalia; Rodentia; Sciuridae
Gene: Dkkl1
Product: dickkopf like acrosomal protein 1
Source: RefSeq, a predicted model, not a curated record